AUGAUGUUCGGCCUCGGCGGCCUCGGCGGCCUCGGCGGCCUCGGCCUCGGCUUCGACGACAACGAUGGCGGGAGCGGCCGCUUCGGUCGCUACGCCAGGAAGUCGGGUGCGGCGGAGCGCCGCGAGGACGCCGCGCGCGCCUCGUUCACUGCCGCGCUCACGGACACAGUGAUCCAAGGCGAGGCAGCUCUGGUGUCAGACCUGCUGUUACCGUCUGUGCAUCUUACGUCAGCGUCCUGGACGGACUUCAGCCGGUGGGUGCGAACCCACCCUGGGUGUAAGGCCACGCGUCGGGCCGCGACCGAGGCCGAGAAGCGAGCGCACAAGCAGACGCGGCAGGGAACGUGCUACUGGGUCAGUGUUGUCAUCUCGGCGGAGGCGCAGGUGCAAGCGCUCGGCGGCGCGCCGCGACCCGCCCCAUCCGCGAUCAAGCGUGAGGACGGAGAAGACGGAGGAGUAGGCCACGUGCCUGCGGCGGGCGGGAAGAAGCGCAAGGCGGCGGUGCCCUGCCAGAAGGCGACCGAGCGCAAGUUCUGCGGGGCGUGGAAGGCGGCCGAGGAGGCGCAGCUGCAGCAGCUCGUGCACGCGCUCGGCGAGGGUGUGGUGUGGGAGGAUGUGGCCUCGAGGCUGGGCACGGGGCGCAGCGGCAGCGCGGUGCGCGAGCACUGGGCCGAGCACAGGAAGCGGCGCAAGGCGGCCGACGAGCUCCAAGCUAAACUGCGCGAGGAGGCGGACGAGGAGCGUGCCGAGGCGGCGUCGGCGGCUCCUCGCGUCGCGCUGAAGCUGCCGUGGCCUCCGCAGGCGGGCGCGGCAGCCGCCGUCGUGCCGCAGGACGUGACGGACCUCACGCUGACCUCGCCGAUGCGCAGCUGCGUCUUGUCCGACGGGCCGCCGCUCCCGCCCACCACGCUGCCGCCGCUCCCGCCCACGCUGCGAAGGCUGCGGCUCGUCCACGCCGCCGCUCACCUGUCCGAGGAGGGCUGGGCGGCCAUCAGCGGCUGUAUCUCGUUGCGCGAGUUGGACAUCGACUGGGGAGGUGACGAGCUCGCCCGCCUCGACACGCCGCCGCCCGACCUGCGCACGCUGCGCCUCACGCACGUCGACUACGCCCGCGGCUCCAGCAGGCCGCCACCCGCCUUCUUUGAGCGGCUGGGCGCGCGGCGCACCCUCCGCACCCUCGUUGUCUCCGGGUCUUGCGACCUUCCGGCGGCGUGCCUCCACGCGCUGCGCGGCUGCCCGCUGCGCGAGCUAGUGCUCGAGGGCGGCCGCGACGACGGCUACGCGCUCGCCCAUCCGCACGCCGCCGCGCUGCCGACGCUCGUCGCGCUCGCUCCCGGGCUGCGCACACUCGAGCUCACGGGCACCGACCUGAGCAAGCGCGAGGCGGCCGCGCUCAACAACCGGCUGCCGCCCGGCUGCAGUGCGACCCACUUCCCGCCGCCGAAGAAGGACUUCGAGCCGUACUACGAGUGGGCGCAGCGGCAGCAGGAGGCUGAGGAGGCGGGAGCGCCGCGGACCUCCGGCCGCAUCUCGCCACAGUACGACAAGUACGGCUACUCGGGCUGGGGCAACUACCGCCGGCGGCACGACUUCUCGCGAUCCACGUCGCACCGCGAGGAGCACGGCAUUCACGGGCUCGAGCCCUUUGACCGCGCCGCGCCCGACUUCCAGGAGGAGUGGUGGCCGACGCCAGAGUGCGCCGCCAUCGGCACCGAGAUGUGCUUCAAUCGUCAAUGCGCGUCCUGGAGCGCCAUCUCAUGCAGCGAGCCCUUCUUCCUCGACCUCUGGGCCAACGACACCUGCCCACAAUGCCGCGGCUGCUGCGCUGUGCCGGAACCACCCUCGCCUCCACCACUCUCGCCGCCCUCGCCUCCGCCGCUCCCCCCUCCGCCGCCCUCGCCUCCGCCGCUCCCCCCUCCGCCGCCCUCCCCUCCGCCGCCCCCGUCCCCGCCGCCCUUGCCGCCGCCGCCCCCCGCCGGCCCGCCCCACAGCCCCAGCUACACGAGCUUCGCCCGCAAGUCGCUCGCACACAUGGCAGGCACUCUCGCCUUUGGCAAGGCGCAGUGCGACGCGGGCAGGCGCGAGGACGCGCCCUCGUGCGCGUGCGGCAUCGUCAGCGGCGGCGGCGGCGCGUGCUGCGCCGUGAGCUGCGGCGGGUGCGACGCGUGCCCUCACCCGGGCGCCGUUGCCUACCCGCAGCUCUGCUGCGCGAACAGCAUACAGGAGCGGCGCGCGCCGUGCCGCUCGCCGUUCGAGGUGGGCUGUGUCGUCAUCCUCUCUCCUCCCCUGCCGCCGCCUUCGCCUCUGCCGCCGCCGCCGCCCUCUGCUCCGUCGCCGCCACCGCCACCGCCACCGUCACCGCCGCCGCCCUCUGCUCCGUCACCGCCACCGCCACCGCCACCGUCACCGCCUCUGCCCCCGCCACCGUCACCGUCACCGCCUCUGCCCCCGCCACCGUCACCGUCACCGUCACCGGGCCCGCCCGCGCCUCCCUCGCCGCCGCCGCCCUCACCGCCGCCCUCACCGCCGCCUCCGUCUCCACCGCCGCCGUCGCUGCUGUCCUCUCUUUGGGACGUAGGCAUGCUGAGUGGCGCCGCCGCCGUGCCCUUUAUGUGUGGGGCGGCGUUGGUGGUGGCAGUGGCUUGGGUGGCCAAGAGGGGCUUCCAGCGUGGUAGAGAGACGCGCUUCCAGCGGAUGGCGGACGAUGGCGGCACCGCCGUGGUGACCGAGCACUCAAACGACUCCUCUAUGUUGCUGUUCGACCUCGCGCGAAACGCGAAGAGGGCGCAGGAGGCCACGCUCAAGGAGAAGAUUGAGGAGGCCACGCUCAGGGAGAAGAUUGAGGAGGCCACGCUCAGGGAGAAGAUUGCGGCGCUCUCCAGGGAGCUUGCCCAGAUUGAGGCCGCCACCGACGAAAGCCCCCCACCCGAGGAGGGGCGGCCGGAAGAUGGGAAGGAGGGUCGCGGGGCACGCGGCGCGGCGGGGCGAGCCGACAUGACCGAAGAGCGCGAGUGUGCGGAGCAGCCGGAGGUGCACGCCGUCGCCUCCGACAGCCUCUCCCACUCCGAGUUCACGCUGCCGCCUCCGGCAGCUGGCUGGCGCUUUGAGGCGGCGGCGACGGUGCUGCACCACGGCUUCGGGCUCAGGCUUCCCACGCUGUGCUUUCGGGCCGAGGGUCCCUGCCGCCGGUACGGCGUCGCGAUCCUCGACGUACGGGCGCGCCGGCUCGUCAACUUUCGAGAGACUGCGCCGUGGGCGGAGGCGGCGGCGUCUCCGAGCGUCGUCGGGCGUGGAGCCGCCGCCGCCGCGAGCGGCCCUCCGUCGCCAGAGCGAGAGGAGAGCCUCCUCCUCCUCGAUGGACCCAUCCUCUGUGUCGCGGUCUGCGGCGGCGGCGGCGGCGGCGGCGGCGGUCCUGGCGGCGGCGAUGGCGGUCCUGUCGGUGGCGAUGGCGGCGGAGGCGGCGACGCAACAGGAGACUGCAACGGCCACGGCCACGGCCACGGCGAUGGCCCCUCUCCCCCCUCCUCCUUCGGCUCUCUGUCGUGGCUGCCGGCCUGCGGCGUCGUCGCGCCCGGGUCGGGGAGCGGAGGGGCGGCGGCUGGGCUGUGGCUCGGCACGGCCAGCGGGGUGGUGCUUCGCUUCUCGGUGGCGGCGGCGGCGAUCGAGCAAGCGCUGGACGCUCCGGACGCGGGCGCGGGCGCGGCGGGCGCGGCGGCGGCGGUGUUCGACCUCGGCAAGGGCGCGGACGGGAGCACCUCGCUGCCGGCGGACGAGGGGCUCGAGCCACUCUCGCUCACGUGCGCCGCCGACGAGUCUCUCGCCGUGCGGUGCGCGGGUGUUGCCGCGGGAGGAGAGCCGGGCGCGAUCGUCCUCGGCGCAUCGGGCGGCCUGGUGUGCCGUCUUGCCGGCGCCGACGCGUUCGCUGCCGACGAUGUGCUUCGGUGCGGACAUGCGCAGCUGGUGGCGUGGGGGCUGGCCGGUGGCGGCUGCGGCUGCGUGCUCGUGAGCGCGGCGCGCUGCUGGGUCGAGGCGUCGGGCCACGCGCCCCGGGUGGAGGCCGAUCCGUCGGCGGCGGGCCGUUGGCAGCACACCGACGCCAUCGCCGCGGCUCUCGCCGGGCGCGCGGACGCGGGCCGAGCGGCGGUGGAGGCUGCCCUGGCGACGCAGCGGGCGCACGGGCUGCUGUACGCGCACGCGCUGCGCCGGAUCGCCUCCGCCACAGAUCGGCGAAGCGGCGAGGCGAGGGGAGGGAGGGGGGGAGGGGGCGCCGCGGCGGCGGAGGAGGAGGAGGAGCACGCCGACAUUGCCGCCGCUAUCGACACCGCUGACGCCUCCCCCUCCCCUCUCCUCUCGGAGUGGGCGGCGGCGGAGAGGCUGUCAGCCGAGCUGCUGCCCGACGAGACGGCGGAGCUGCUGCUGGCGGUGCCGCACCCGCCGCCCCUCCUCCUGGUGCCGCUGCCGCCCCUCCUCUCGCUGCUCGCCUCCUCGCACGCCGGCCUCCUCCUCUGCUGGACGAGCCGGGGGCCUCACGCCGACAUUUCGCGCGCCGCCGCUCCCGCGGGCGCCGGUGGGUGGGCGCUCUGUGCUGCCAUCGGGCUGCCUCGCUCCGCACUGCGCGUCGAGGGCGGCGCGCCAGACAGCGACGACGCAAAGUCGCUCCUCCUCUGCGCCGUGGCGGCGGCGGCGGCCGAGCUGCCGGACGCCGCACUAAGCGGCUGCUCGCACGCGCGGCGCACGCUCGCCGCGUGCGAGAGGCCGCCGGCGCCCGAGGAGCUCGCGCGCUCCGUCGCGCGCUGGCAGGCCGCCACCGACGAGGAGGCGGCGCAGCUGGCCGGCGUGCUGGCCGCCAGCUGA
Molecule: messenger RNA, 4854 nt
Organism: Emiliania huxleyi CCMP1516
Lineage: Eukaryota; Haptophyta; Isochrysidales; Noelaerhabdaceae
Exons: 17
Coding region: 1-4854 (1617 amino acids)
Source: RefSeq, a predicted model, not a curated record